Solanum tuberosum (potato) is the source of this 2015-nucleotide messenger RNA. RefSeq names its product protein indeterminate-domain 9. The record is from RefSeq and is a predicted model, not a curated record. Gene Ontology annotation, molecular function: DNA-binding transcription factor activity. Gene Ontology annotation, cellular component: nucleus. The coding region runs from base 302 to 1810 and encodes 502 amino acids. Lineage: Eukaryota; Viridiplantae; Streptophyta; Magnoliopsida; Solanales; Solanaceae. The transcript has 4 exons.
CUUUUAUUAAGUUAUAAUAAGUUUUUGCUUCUACUUCUACUAUAUACUAAAAUCAAACAUAAACUCAAAGAAGAGGAAAAUCAAGAAGAAGUGAAGUUGUUAUAACAACUCUAUUGUUUGUUUUUGUUUUAAAAACAUUGUACACUAUACAAUGAGUAUUUCUUGGGAUUUAGCUGUUUUGAGCAAAUCUUGUGGCUUCUCUUGAAAUCGAGUUGAGCUGAACUGAACUGAACUAAACCGAACUUCUUUUCUUUUGGUGUGUGUGUUCAUUUUACUUCAAAUUUUGAGGUUCAAGAAGAAAAUGAUGUCUAAUGAUGGACUUUCUUGUUCCAUGAGAGGUGGUUUCACUUUCAUUCAAGAUCCAAAAAACCCUAGUACUAAUAUUAAUCAUCCAAAUCCAAACCCUAAUUCAAAUCCAAAUGUUUCUUGUGCUAAUAAGAGGAAGAGAAAUCUCCCCGGAAAUCCAGAUCCAGAUGCAGAAGUGAUAGCUCUUUCACCAACAUCUCUAAUGGCGACGAAUCGAUUCGUGUGUGAAAUAUGCAACAAGGGUUUCCAAAGAGAUCAAAAUUUACAACUCCAUAGAAGAGGUCACAAUUUACCAUGGAAAUUGAAACAAAGAAAUAACAAAGAAGUUAUAAAGAAAAAAGUUUAUAUUUGUCCAGAAAAAUCAUGUGUACAUCAUGAUCCAUCAAGAGCAUUAGGUGAUUUAACUGGGGUUAAAAAACAUUAUUCAAGAAAACAUGGUGAAAAAAAAUGGAAAUGUGAAAAAUGUUCAAAAAAAUAUGCAGUUCAAUCUGAUUGGAAAGCUCAUAGUAAGAUUUGUGGUACUAAAGAGUACAAAUGUGAUUGUGGCACACUUUUUUCCAGAAAGGAUAGCUUUAUAACACACAGAGCAUUUUGUGAUGCAUUAGCUGAAGAAAGUACAAGAUUUACAUCAAUCCCAACAGCAACAAAUCUUAAUAACUUGAGAAAUCAAUUGAUUAAUGGUGGGAUUAGUACUAAUCUCCAACAACAACAACAACAAAUGAGUGGAAAUAUUUCUCAAUUAAUGGGAUUGGGAUCAUUAGACCCUUCAAAUCAACUUAAUCUUGAUCAUGGACAAAAAACAAGGCUACCACUUUGGCUUCAUCAUAACAAUGCAAAUUAUGGUAACCCUAAUGACUUUUUAUCAACACCAUCAACCACAACAAGCACCUUGGCUCAUGAAUUGGUACAAAUGGCACCACAUACAAGCAUGUUAGGCUUGUCUUCGUCACAGAACAAUAACAACAACAACAACAAUAAUAAUAAUCAAUGGUUCGUCAAUGACGAUGGUGGUGGUGCCAUCACCACCACCUCGUCAUCGAUGCCACGUGUGCUAAAGGAGGAAGAAGAGAACAAAACUCUUAGCCCAAUGUAUUACAAUAAUAACCACAUGUCAGCAACAGCGCUUUUGCAAAAAGCAGCCCAAAUUGGAUCAACAAUUCACCACAACAAUUCACCACUCUUUAGCAAUCAAUUUGGGCUAAUGACCUCAUCUAGCCUUAAUAUGAUGAAUAAUUCUUCAUCAUCAAGUGCUACAAAUGUGGCUAUUCAUGAAAAUAUUCAAGGAAAUAAUGGAUUGCUAAUAGGGGCUACAAAUUCAACAUCUUUUGUGGCCAACAAUGCAAAUACUUUGAUGAUGAUACAAGAUAAAGGGAAGCAAGGUUACUUAACAAGAGAUUUUCUUGGUGUUGGAAGGAAUGAAAAGAGGCCAUUUUUGCAACAAACUCAUGAGAUGGCCAAGUUUGAUAAUAAUAAUAAUAAUAAUAAUAAUUCUAGGAUUUUUUAAUAGGUUAUUAGAUUUUGUUUUUCCUUAAUUGGAUUCGUAGAUGUUGAAGGCAACAAAAGAGAGUAGUUGAGAGCGUCGCCUCCAUAAAAAAAAUCCAUCAAAAUUUCAGUUUUGUGAAUUCUAAAAUUUUAAAAUGGCUACUUGAUCAAGUGUUAUUAAAUGUGAGUUUAAAAGUAGAAUCAUAAAUGUUAAAUGAAUUUCUUAA